Messenger RNA from Nothobranchius furzeri (turquoise killifish), 1893 nucleotides. It is a transcript of the gene tbx6, whose product is annotated as T-box transcription factor 6. Gene Ontology annotation, biological process: cell fate specification; positive regulation of DNA-templated transcription; regulation of transcription by RNA polymerase II. Gene Ontology annotation, cellular component: nucleus. The record is from RefSeq and is a predicted model, not a curated record. NCBI's taxonomy places the organism in Eukaryota, Metazoa, Chordata, Actinopteri, Cyprinodontiformes, Nothobranchiidae. Gene Ontology annotation, molecular function: DNA-binding transcription factor activity, RNA polymerase II-specific; RNA polymerase II cis-regulatory region sequence-specific DNA binding.
AUGUUUCCCAGUUUGACUGUAGGACCUCAGAGUCUUUAUAGAGACAGAGAGGUUCCUGCACACAUACCUCUGUUCCCUACAGCUUGUGACAUGGCCCCCAGGCUCCUAGGCCCCCCUCCAAAGCCGCCUUCUAAGUCUCCGAAAGAGGAGGUGGGGAUGGAGCUGGAGAACUCGUCUCUAUGGAAACAGUUCAGCUCUGUGGGCACAGAGAUGAUCAUCACAAAGAAGGGCAGGCGGAUGUUUCCUGGGCUGAAACUGAAGCUGUCGGGUUUAAACCCGUCUCUCCGCUACAUCCUCCUCCUUGACAUCGUUCCAGUUGACGACUCCCGCUACCGUUUCCAAGGCGGAGGUUGGCAGGCCGUGGGCGGGGCAGAGGCGAGGCUGCCGGACCGAGUGUUCAUCCACCCGGACUCACCUGCCACAGGUGCACACUGGCAGAGCCGCAGCAUCUCCUUCCACUACGCCAAGCUCACCAACAACACUCUGGACACACAGGGACACAUCAUCCUGCAUUCACUGCAUCGCUACCAGCCCAGAGUUCAUGUGAUCGAAGCCAGAGAUGUGUUGAGGUGGGGGGGCGGACAGCACACCUUUGUGUUCCCAGAAACCCAGUUCAUCACCGUCACUGCGUACCAGAACCACCAGAUCACAGAGCUCAAGAUCAACUCUAAUCCCUUUGCUAAAGGCUUUCGAGAAGGUGGAAUGAACAGCAAAAAACAAAGAGAUGCACGACAGAAACGCAAAGUGACCGUCCUGACAGAAACCUUAGACGUCGUUAACUGUGGAUCUCCUGAAACAACAACGCUGGCUCUCCCCUCCCUGCCUCCACUGACGGACCCCUCCUGUGGCUUCAGACCUGAGGAGGCCACAUAUCCAGCCCCAGAUCAGAGUCUAGACCUUGGCCAGGCAUUUAUCACUUCUGAUAUAAGCAUGGAGAUAGCCACCGGGCUGCAGGACACAGGAGGAAUAACCUGAAACUCGUCUCUCCUCCACAGGUCAGACGCUCUGGCUGAAGCGACGUACGAGUCGGACUUCUCAGCUGCUCAGUCCAACUCCUCCUCCUUCCCCCCAGCUCCUCUUCCUCAGUCAUCUCCCUCCUUCUCUUCUGACUCAUCCCAUCCUCAGGCCUCCUUUCCUCCCAUUGACUACCCCUCCCUUCUCCCUGCCACCCCCUCUCUGCAGCAAACCAGAUUCACCUUCCCAACACCUCCUCAUUCAGAUGCCUCCUCCCCCCAGCUGUCCUCCCCCUCUAACCCCUACAGCGCCCUCUCAGAGUCAGCACCCCCUCACAUGCCAGGCUCGUUUCAGGCUCCAUCGAACUCAUGCCAGCCAAACCUGCAGGAUCCAGGAUCAGCUGAUUCUCUUCACAGCCAACAAGCAGAACCGCUCCUUUAUCCAGAACUCCUCCCUAACACAGAUCCUGGGUCAGCUGCUGCCCAAACAUUCACUAGUCAGCACCAACCUAAUAUCACCUCCAACUCUUUUCCUUUCCCCUCUGUUAACCCCAGCCCCACCCUGAACCUCCCUCAUCUAAACCAGCAAGUGUUCUCCCACCCCCCCUCCACCUUCCAAUCAUGUGUCUCCUCUGCAGCUCUUCCCAGUCCCCCCACCUCCUCCUAUACCUCCUCAUACCCUCCAGUUGAAAUCAGCACCUUGUCUCAGUUUAACCCUGCCACCUCUUAUCGCCCAGACGUGGUUCUGCACCACCCAAAUCUUUUACCCCAGCUGGAUCCAUCACUGCCCUCCUCCACCCCUCCAUCAGCCCUUUACUCCACCUUCCCAUCAUACCCUCUCUACUUGCAUCAGGACCCUCACUCGUCCCUCUCCAACCCCUUCAGGCAUCUGUACAGACAACCCCAGGGGUCCUUCAUCAGCACGAGAACAGUGUUUUAA